AUGCCUUGCGGCGACGAGCCGUCCUUUGCCGGGCCCUGCCCCCAUGAUGAUGACUGCACACCCGGCAGGGCGGGUACCAUGCUGCCCGUGGGUGAUGCACAGGCUCCUGCCACGACCGCUGCCGUCCCCAUGGAGGUUGACCAGUGCGCGACGUGGCAGGCAGCAAGCCUCACUCCGCCGUCUCCGCCUCUCGUGCUCCGCCUCAGCGGCAAGCGUCGCCGCUUGAGCGACGAGGAUGACGGCGAUGAACCGCGCGAGCAAGCCGAGCAACUGCUGCUCGAGGACGUUGAGGCCGGCCCCAUGAACUCAGCGCUUUGGCCAUCCACGGCCAGCGCACUCCCGGCCUCCGUCCUGGCCGUGUAUGCACACAACGCGCAGCGCUUCACGUGCAUGCUGUGUACAUACACGGCCUCAAGCUUUGCUUCGCUCAAGCGACACAGGGACUCACGGCACCGCCGUAUCACCUUCCUCGACCUCUUCUCGGCAGGUUGUGCGUGCGGCACGCCUUUCGUGUCGAGGCUGGCAGCAGCAAACCACGCUCGCGCGUGUGCCAGCCUCCGCGACACUUCGGCUGCGACUACACCAGCAGCAGGGGACCUCAGCCCCACUGCUGGUGCUGUCAAUGCCACCGCUACGGUGGCCGACACCGAACCCGUGCUGCCCCGCCAAGACCCUCCGGUGCUCGCUGUGUCCCCCCACAGUCGAGCACCACGGAUGACAGGUCUAAGGAAUCAAGAUGGAGCCCUCCGCUCCCAAGACAGCUGGUUGCUUCGCGUGUUGCGUCACGCCUCUCCGAGGUUCCCGCCCCACGUUGGGGUCCACCACUGCCUCGCAGCGUGGUGGUGUCAAGGAUUGCCGACCGUCUCCUCCCGCCAGAGUUAA
This is a messenger RNA of Peronospora matthiolae, 882 nucleotides long. The record is from the annotation of a GenBank genome assembly. Lineage: Eukaryota; Oomycota; Peronosporomycetes; Peronosporales; Peronosporaceae.